AUGUCCUCUAAUAACAUUACACCGCAAGAGUACCUUGAGCUUUCAGCAAUAGCAUUUGAAUGGGCCGAUAGCUACGACUCGAAGGACUGGACUCGUCUCGAAGCAAUUCUGGCGCCGACACUUCGUGUUGACUACUCCGACAUUGGCAAGCAAUGCUGGCCAUCUAUGACAAGUGCGGACUUCCUCGCUAUGGUCAUGGAUGUCAACUUUCUCGGCGAUCCAUGUGUUAAAACACAACAUCUUCUCGGCGCUGCAAAAUGGAUUAAGAAAUCUGAAGAUCAGGUUGUCGGCCAUCUCCAAAUUAGAGCUGCUCAUCAAGUUUACACGACCGCAGACUGUCGUGAAGUAAAGUUGAGAGGUCAUAGUCAUGCGACGAAUGAGCUUUACUUUUCGAAAGUGGACGGAGUUUGGAAGUUUGCGGGACUGAAACCGAGGGUUCAUUGGAAUGAACAUGCGUUUGAACAUGUUUUCAAAGGAUCAUACACUGAUACUGUAGCUGCCAGUUUGUAG
Glarea lozoyensis ATCC 20868 is the source of this 510-nucleotide messenger RNA. Its product is annotated as NTF2-like protein. Bases 1 to 510 code for a protein of 169 amino acids. Gene Ontology annotation, biological process: melanin metabolic process. Gene Ontology annotation, molecular function: scytalone dehydratase activity. The record is from RefSeq and is a predicted model, not a curated record. The transcript has 3 exons. Lineage: Eukaryota; Fungi; Ascomycota; Leotiomycetes; Helotiales; Helotiaceae.